AUGUCUACCACUACCACAUCUACAUCUACUACUUCUACCUCUACUUCUACUACUGCUGCACCCGCUGCAGCGGCGGCAGAGAAUAAACUACCUGCACCAGAAGGUGGAGAGAAAAAGAAUAACAACAACAACAAUAGAAGAAACAAUAAUAAUAAUAGAAAGCCAGCAGGUGAAAAGAAAGAAGGAGCAGCAGCAGGAGGUGAAAAGAAAGAGGGAGGAGGAGGAAGAGGAUCACCCAACAACAAUGGAAAUGGUGAAAAGAAGAAUAAUACUCCAAGAGAAAAGAAACCAAAUACAAGACCACCAAAGAAAGCCUCUACCACUUCAACAACAACAACUACUAGUACAUCAUCAACUACAACAACAGCAGCUGAAGGAGGAGACUCUAAACCAAAAGAGGAAGGGUCUAGAAGAGGUCAUGGACAUGGUCACGGUGGACAUCGUGCUCAUGGUCAUGAUCAUGGUCAUGGUGGUCACGGUCACAGUCACAGUAACGGUCCACGUGGAGGUGCUAGAGAAAAGACCAACAAAUCAGCAGCACCACCAGGAUUCUCUGAAAAGAUUCCAAUGAUUCAAGAUACAGCAUUAAAUACCUAUUUGGAGACAUCUCGGUUUGAAGCAACCGGUGUAGAUUGUAUUCUAUGUAUUGAACCAGUUGUCUUUUUUGCUAUUGGUGAAUGUGAUCACAAUGAAGCUUGUUCUAUUUGUGUUCUUAGACAACGUGAAUUAUAUAAAGAAUACAAGUGUUGUAUGUGCAAGACUGAAAUGGAAAAGGUUAUCUUUACACAAGAUGCAAACAAGAAAUUCAAAGAUUAUGACCUAUCUAAACUAAUCUUUAAUAGACAUUUAAAUAUCUAUUUUACCAGUGAAGUGUACGAACAAGGUAUCUCUUCACUUUGGCAUUUCCAAUGUCGUUCCUGUGACCAUGAACCAUUCAAUACUAUGAAACAAUUAGAGUUCCAUUUAAAGACUACUCACAAGAGAGUUUAUUGUGAAAUUUGUUUAAAGGAUAGAAAAGCAUUUUUACCAGAACAAGAAGUAUAUGAUCCAAAAUACAUUCCACUUCAUUUGAUUGAAUGGAAUGGAGGAGCUGGAGAAGUGAGAAAGGGUAAAAAGGGACAUCCAGUGUGCAAGUUUUGUACGCAAUACUUUUACGGCGACGACCAUCUCUAUGACCAUUUGCAAAACAACCAUUUCACUUGUUUCAUCUGUGAGAAGCAGGGUAUCCAGUACCAAUACUACAGAGACUAUGCCAAGCUCAGAGUUCACUUUAUCGACGAGCAUUUCCCAUGUAACCAUCCAACCUGUAUGGAAGAAAAGUUUAUCGUCUUUGUCGAUGAAGUUGCUCUCAAGCAACAUGAAAUAUCGACACAUCUCAAUACCUCGGGUAUGUCCAAACUCCAAAUUAGACAAGCUACCCAGAUUAGUAUGAAUUUCACUCGUGGUUCUGGUACUAGUAAUAGUAAUAGUAAUCAAUCACAAUCAUCAUCCUCUUCAUCAUCAUCAACUAUUCCAACUACCUCUACUACUUCUACAACAUCGACAACUUCGACAAGUUCUUCUUCAUCUUCUACUUCUUCAAUUCCAGCAGUUAAUAUGGAUGAAGAAUUCCCAGUUAUGCCAGGAUUACAAUCAACUACUAGAUAUCCAGCUCGUGCACCUGCUCCAAAGGCAUUUAAUCCAGACUUUAAACAAGAAAAGCAAAAGCAAUUGUCGCAAGAAGAGAUUGAUGAAAAGAAUCGACAACUCGUCCAAAGAAUCCAGGGUAUCUUGGAUGAAAAGAGUUAUGGCAUCUUUAAGCAAAUGUCACAAGAGUUUAGACAAGGUACACUGGGUGCCAACGAAUACUAUACUAGCUUUAUGAAGAUCUUUGGCAAGGAAAAGGCAUUUGCCAUCUUUGACGAUCUCGUCUCUCUCUUGCCAGACGAGGGCAAGCGUACCUCACUCUUGCAAUUGCACUACUACAUGAAGAACAUGGAGCAACAAUAUCCAUCACUUCCAACCGCCUCUAAAAAGAAACAAGACCAAAAGAAGGGUUCUGGCUGGAACAGCCAUUCCAAUGUAAUGGAACAAGUUAAAAAGGGUCCAACUGGUACAGUUGUAUCACGUCCCUAUGUUUUAACAGCUCAUCCAGCACCAAGUAAUAAUAACAAUAAUAAUAAUAAUAAUAAUAAUAAUAAUAAUAACAAAAACUCUAUGGCAUCAAAGAUUACAACUCAUAAACCACAACAACAAACUCAUUUCACAUUGAGUGGUAAUACAUCGAGAAGAACUACUUCUGCUGCUCAUCACGACGAUGAUUCUGAUGAUGAUUAUCCAUCACUUCCAACUACCUAUGUACCAGGUGUUGGUGCAUUCUACAAUACUGGUCCAACCUCUACAACCAACUUUUCAAAACUUGUUGUUGAGAAUAAUACUUCGUCCUCAUCCUCUUCAUCGUCCUCAUCAUCGACUCCAGCUCCAUUACGUUCAAAUGUUAAACCAACCAAUGAUGACUUCCCAUCACUUCCAAUGGCACCAAAGAAAAAGACUGCUGCCAAGACAUCUUCUGCUUCUGUCCCCGCAGCUGUUGUCGAGCCACCCAAAGGAUACGGAGUUGUCAAACAAGGCAAAAAAGAAAGAAUUAUCUUGGGAUAUAACAAGAAUUAA
Cavenderia fasciculata is the source of this 2649-nucleotide messenger RNA. RefSeq lists its product as uncharacterized. Gene Ontology annotation, molecular function: ribosome binding; ubiquitin protein ligase activity. The record is from RefSeq and is a predicted model, not a curated record. The transcript is spliced from 3 exons. Bases 1 to 2649 code for a protein of 882 amino acids. Lineage: Eukaryota; Evosea; Eumycetozoa; Acytosteliales; Cavenderiaceae. Gene Ontology annotation, biological process: rescue of stalled cytosolic ribosome; protein ubiquitination.